AUGACUCGUUAUUGUUUCCUUGGGUUGGUCGUGCUGAACCUUUUGCCUUUGACACAUGCAUUGUCAAAUGACAUUGUGGCCAGGGCCAUAUCAUCAAGCUCAAGUACUUCAACAGUCUCAGUCCCGCCGUCUACUCGGUCUCAUCCAACCAGCUUGCCACAUUCCUCAUACAAUGGAACUGCCACGGUCACUGGCGCACUCACCGCCUCAUCCAUUGGAACAGGCAUACCAUCUGGCAAUGUUUCCUAUACUGCAACGACCUAUCCAAGUGACGGGAACCUUCAAAAUGCCGAGCCAGCACCAUAUGUUCCCGCGGGAGGCGUCGGAACAAACGGGUCAAUCCCGGUCUAUAACGCCAAGAGUGACUUUGACUAUGAAUCCUUGGCCCUUGCAUUGUAUCAAGAGUGGAUUGAACUAGACCUAUUCCAAGAUGGGUUGAGACGCUUUUCAGCAAAAGACUUCAAAGCCGCCGGGCUAUCCUCCAAAGAACGAGAUCUGAUCGCUUUCAUGGCCGAACAAGAAGUCGGCCAUGCAACCCUGAUAAGCAACAUUUUAGGCGCCAACGCGCCACAACAAUGCGCCUACGUCUACCCAUACACGAACGUAUCCGAAUUUAUCGACUUCGCCCAGAAAGUGACCCGAUCCGGCGAGGCUGGUGUUUACGGAUUCCUAGCACAUCUCGACUCUCGUGAAGCAGCAACGCUACUCACCCAGUCGAUAUCAGUCGAGGCGCGCCAGCAAGUAAUAUUCCGCCAGUUCCAGGGCCUUUUCCCCAUGCCGGAAUGGUUCGAGGUCGGAAUCCCGCAAUCAUGGGCCUGGACCCUACUCGCUCCCUAUAUCAGCUGGUGCCCGGAGAAUCAGACUCGACUUGUAUGGGAGAAUUUCCCGGCACUCAAAAUCCUCGAUCAACCUAGCUUGACUGAUCAGCAAAGUGGUCAGAAUACUUCCACGACUCAGAACAAUACUAUCAGUCCAGGCACGAAUGUGGUGAAAGCUUCUCAAGGGAAAAACGCAUCCAGCUCGGCCCGCCAAAACAUUACUACCGAGAAUAUACCUUCGCUCUCAUAUCCGGGUCGCGAGGUCGUAUUGCAUUGGGAUAAUCCUGGUAAAGCUGUUGGGCCUAAUAAUAGCUACGUUACUACUUCCCAGGCAAAGACUGCUCAGUAUGUUGUUUGGGUAUCGCAGCUUAACGUCACUUAUUCGUCGCUGACGAGUGUGAAUGGGACGUGGGGCCAUACCUUCCAGCCGGAUUUGGAGACGUAUCAGGGUGAUCCGGCGGUUAAUGGUACGAUCUUUAUUGCUAUUACUGAUUCUAACCCGGUUUUGAGUCCCUCUAAUCUCAGUUCGAUCAAUCCGCAUAUUGUGGCUGGUCCUGCGAUUUACCAGGCGGGAUGA
Penicillium odoratum is the source of this 1395-nucleotide messenger RNA. RefSeq names its product ferritin-like domain-containing protein. Bases 1 to 1395 code for a protein of 464 amino acids. The record is from RefSeq and is a predicted model, not a curated record. The transcript is spliced from 2 exons. Lineage: Eukaryota; Fungi; Ascomycota; Eurotiomycetes; Eurotiales; Aspergillaceae.